GCUGCUUGUCAGAAGCUUUUGGGCUACGGGUUAUCUAAUAGUCCGAUAGAAAUCGUUAGGUCUUCUAAUUGGAUAAACUCCGCCCCACACUCAAAUAUUCCAAGACAAAAUCAAUCUCUCCACAGAAAUUUUUCUUGAACCUCGAGCAUCCUUCUUCCUCACUUCCGCAGUGUCAACUACUUGUGCCGUAAAAAGCACACUGCUUGCGCCUGCGAGUGCAUGCUUCAAGGACAUCACGAGUCCAAGAUGGCGUCUUCAGCGCCAAGUGGCGAGGCCGUCGCGAGCCCGAUACUCGAGUCGAUUCCUGUCCAGGACAUGGCCGCGUUGGACGUCAAGGAUCCGGUCACCGAGGCCGUCACCGAAGCUGCCGUACCCGAGACUGAGGCUGCUGAGGUGCCGCCUCAUCGAUCGCAUGACCCUACCAACAACUUGAAGCGGAGUGAUCCCUUCCAGUUCGGUAGCCGGUAUUUGAAUGAAGGAGACGAUGUCUUCGAGUUCAAUGCCUGGGACCACGUUGAGACUGACGAUGCGUACAAGGAGUAUGCUGAGGAGCAGUACGCGAAGCAGCGUCAACAUCCUGUCUCGGACUUUGAAAAGAGAAAAUUCAGUCAGGACCCUGCUAGAUGGUGGAAUUUGUUCUACAAGAACAAUGCCGCCAACUUUUUCAAGAAUCGCAAAUGGCUCCAACAGGAAUUCCCUGUUCUGGCCGAGGUAACCAAGGAAGAUGCCGGUCCUAAGGUCAUCUUGGAGAUUGGUGCUGGAGCCGGUAAUACGGCCUUCCCUGUCUUGGCCGAGAAUAAGAACCCGCAACUGAAGAUCCAUGCCUGCGACUACUCAAAGACAGCCGUAGAGGUCAUUCGCAAGAAUGAAGCGUACAACCCUGAGUUUAUCCAGGCUGACGUAUGGGACGUCACCAGUGAUGACUUGCCACCUGGACUCGAGGAAGGCUCCGUAGAUGUAGCCGUGUUGAUUUUCAUCUUCUCUGCUUUGUCGCCUGAUCAAUGGGCCAAGGCUGUUCACAACGUCCACCGAGUACUCAAGCCGGGAGGCCUGGUCUGCUUCCGAGACUAUGGAAGAGGAGAUCUGGCCCAGGUCCGGUUCCGCAAGGGUCGAUACCUGGACGAAAACUUUUACAUCCGAGGCGACGGCACACGUGUUUAUUUCUUUGACAGGGAUCAGCUCGCCGAUAUCUGGACUGGCAAGAUGACCAACGAGGAUGUUAGGGCUACCCUAGAACCUGCCACUGCCGACUCGACAGCUGAGGCCGAGAAUGGUACAGAUGCUGCUCAAAACUCACACAUAGAGGAGAUCAAGACAAAGAUACCCCUGUUCGAGGUGGAGAAGCUUGGUGUUGAUCGACGAUUGCUCGUCAACAGAGCCUCAAAACUCAAGAUGUAUAGAUGCUGGCUACAAGGUCGCUUCAGAAAGAAAUAGACUAUAACAUCUCAAGAUGAACACAUGAUUCUUUCCUUAUAUGUGUGAUGUGAUGAGGCUCCUACACUAUAAUCCUGGUACUCUAGUAGAGUAAAAGAUCACGUAUCUUGGCUCUCUCGUCAGCACCAAACCCUAUGCCGUCCAGGUAGGCAUUUAGUCCACCAUAUUUGUCAUCGAGGUGUUUUUGGAUACCAACAAUCAUAUCAUCCGCAGUGUGAAGCCACUCGUCUGUCAAUCCGAUUUCACGAAUCUCAAUUAGACGCUGUUCACGUUCGGGAAUAAGGGCCUCGUCACUGAGAGCAUAGUCAUACUCAAUAGCCGAGACAGGAACAUCGAGGAUCAUAAGCACCAGCGCGCAAAUGAGACCUAUUCAGGAGUCAGCUCCAACACGAGUCGAAAUAUGGGGUCUUAUUACCUGUGCGGUCUUUGCCCUGAGUGCAGUGAACGAUAGAAGGAAGAGCAGCCCGGUUGGCAUAAAGUGACAGAGCCUCACGAAUCUCCCGAGUGGAUUGAUCGAUCGUAUCAAGGCCUAAGCCUACAAGUCCGCGAGGAAUCAUGACCUGCUGCCCGAGGAUAUUGAUCGCUUCAGUACGGUAGCCACAAACAAACAGGAACACCACACGGCUAAGGAGAAGUCAGUGACUAGUUUCGACACGGAGGUGUUCACUACUCACAAGAAGUCCCACCAUGAGAGCUGACUUAGGAGGAACAGUUCGAAGGGGCGUCCUGUGAUCUUGACUUGUCGAUAGUCCAGUCCAGAUAUUUGGAGUGGUUCAGCAAGAGCUUCAUUGGACUUAACGAGAGCAGGAAUAUUGGACUGUUCCUUCCGUCGUUG
Fusarium odoratissimum NRRL 54006 is the source of this 2269-nucleotide messenger RNA. RefSeq lists its product as uncharacterized. The record is from RefSeq and is a predicted model, not a curated record. Lineage: Eukaryota; Fungi; Ascomycota; Sordariomycetes; Hypocreales; Nectriaceae. The transcript is spliced from 2 exons. Gene Ontology annotation, molecular function: tRNA (cytidine-N3)-methyltransferase activity. The coding region runs from base 220 to 1434 and encodes 404 amino acids.